Molecule: messenger RNA, 1219 nt
Organism: Glycine soja
Lineage: Eukaryota; Viridiplantae; Streptophyta; Magnoliopsida; Fabales; Fabaceae
Product: mitochondrial inner membrane protease subunit 1-like
Exons: 5
Coding region: 224-763 (179 amino acids)
Cellular component (GO): membrane; mitochondrial inner membrane peptidase complex
Molecular function (GO): serine-type endopeptidase activity
Source: RefSeq, a predicted model, not a curated record
GUUGCUAGUGGCUUCUUGGGCCUCUGAGCUUCGUCACUAUCAUUAUUUGUGCACAUUUCAUUGCAAAAAGAAGCCUUCUUCUGCAACUCUUUGGUGUUUGGGUGGCAAAAUCAGAGAGAGAAUAGCAAUAACCGGUUUGCUAAUGGUGAGCAGAGCACUUGUUUUCUUUUCCACUUAGGAUAACAGUAUUUGGGAUUUGUACCUGCUGAGGAAAACGGAAGUGAUGAUAUUGAGAAACCUGGAGGCAUUUGUGCCUAUUAUUAAAGCAGGAUGGAGGUUUUCUAAGAUCUACUGUUUUAUACACGUUACCCAAACCUAUUUGAUCGCCCCUGCUGUGACCUAUGGUCCUAGCAUGCUUCCUACUAUCGAUUUGAAAACAGGUGUGUUCUUAAUGGAAAAGAUCUCACCCCGGUUUGGUAAAGUUACUUGUGGAGAUAUUGUAGUCUUGCGCAAUCCUCAACACCCUAGGCACUUUAUGACCAAACGUGUGGUUGGAUUGGAGGGUGAUAGUGUUACAUACAUUUCCAAUCCUGAGACCUAUGAAUAUGAGGGUGAUAGUUUUACACACAUUUCCUCUCCUGAUAACGGUGAUAAGUCUAAGACGAUUGUGGUGCCAAAGGGUGCCGUUUGGGUUGAGGGAGAUAACAAGUAUAACAGCAAUGAUUCAAGAAAAUUUGGUCCUGUUCCUUAUGACCUUAUUGAUGGCAAGAUGUUCUGGAGGAUAACGCCACUUAAAAAAUUUGGACCUUUCUGGAAUAAAUGAUCUGAAGCAAAGAAUUCUGUCAUGGAAGCUACAAUCUUUUGCAGCAUGGCUUUGUUGUAUGUUUAAUUUUGAAAGGCAAAACCCUACCUAUCUGUAGUUAAUUCCCUAGACUGGUGCACUUUGCUCACCAAAGAUUGAAAUUGCCACAUUUUGUUAUAAGGGCAGUUUUUGUUUUUGUUUUUUUUUUGACGAAGCAGUUUAUCUUUUAUGCAUGAAGUAAAUGACAAGUAGUAGAUGAUCAUAAGAAUCUACUCAGAUAUUAGAAAUGGAACAUAGAAUUUUCUGUUGUUUGAGCACAUCCCUAAUAUGUCUUGUAUGGUUGUUCAAUUGGCUUUGAUGGAAGAAUUUAUGUAAUCCUAUUGAAAACCUAUGGCCUUUUGAAGAAGGGUCUUGGACUAUAAAGGCCCAUUGCAUUGCUGAUAUAUGAAAUGCUGGUUUGAUGGUUGGACACUUUCA